AUGGAUAUAAGCAAUGAAGCCACUGUUGAUCAUUUUCCAAUUGGACCAUCGUCCAUCCUUGGUAGGACCAUUGCCUUCCGUGUUCUGUUUUGCAAGUCAAUAGCUAGCUUGAGGCAUCAAAUUUUCCAUACCUUGUUGAAAUACAUCUAUAGAUUUAGGGACUUUCUGGGGCCCAUGUUGUCGUGGUUGCAUCCGAAGAACCCGCAGUGGAUACUGGCUAUGGUGACAAUCAUAGCAUUUCUGUUGAAGCGAUAUGCGAAUGUGAAAACGAGGGCCGAGAUGGCCUAUCGGAGGAAGUUCUGGAGGAAUAUGAUGAGAGCUGCUUUGACACAUGAGGAGUGGGCUCAUGCUGCCAAGAUGCUCGAUAAAGAGACCCCAAAGCUAAAUGAAUCAGACUUCUAUGAUGAAGAAUUGGUACGGAACAAGCUUCAAGAACUGCUCCACCGUCGUCAGGAGGGAUCAUUGAGGGAUAUCAUGUUCUUCAUGAGAGCUGAUCUCAUAAGGAACCUGGGCAACAUGUGCAAUCCGGAGCUUCACAAGGGCAGGCUUCAUGUUCCCAGGCUCAUAAAGGACUAUAUAGAUGAGGUAUCGACUCAGUUGAGGAUGGUUUGUGACUCGGACUCUGAGGAACUCUCUCUUGAAGAAAAGCUAUCAUUUAUGCAUGAAACCAGGCAUGCGUUUGGAAGGACAGCUUUGCUUCUGAGUGGAGGUGCUGGCCUUGGAGCAUUCCAUGCGGGUGUUGUCAAAACCCUGGUGGAACAUAAGCUUUUGCCACGUAUAAUUGCUGGUUCGAGUGUGGGAUCAAUUAUGUGUUCGGUGGUGGCCACUAGGUCCUGGCCAGAGCUGCAAAGCUUCUUUGAGGAUUCCUUGCAGUCUUUGCAGUUCUUUGAUCAGUUGGGUGGGAUUUUUUCCAUUGUGAAGAGAGUCAUGAUACAAGGAGCUGUGCAUGAUAUCCGGCAGUUGCAAUGGAUGUUGAGGAAUUUGACAAGUAACCUGACAUUCCAGGAAGCUUUUGAUAUGACAGGUCGAAUUCUCGGGAUUACAGUUUGCUCCCCAAGGAAGCAUGAACCCCCAAGAUGCCUCAACUACCUAACAUCCCCUCAUGUUGUCAUAUGGAGUGCUGUAACGGCUUCUUGUGCUUUUCCCGGGCUCUUUGAGGCCCAGGAAUUGAUGGCAAAGGACAGGAGUGGAGAAAUUGUUCCAUAUCACCCACCAUUUAAUCUUGAUCCAGACGAAAAGUCAGGCACAUCUGCUCGUCGAUGGAGGGAUGGUAGUUUAGAGAUUGAUUUACCAAUGAUGCAGUUGAAGGAGCUCUUCAAUGUUAAUCAUUUUAUCGUCAGCCAGGCGAACCCUCAUAUUGCACCAUUAUUGAGAAUGAAGGAAAUCGUUCGAGCUUAUGGGGGCAACUUUGCAGCCAAGCUUGCUCAUCUUACUGAGAUGGAGGUGAAACAUAGAUGCAAUCAGGUGCUGGAACUUGGCUUUCCGUUGGGAGGCCUUGCCAAGCUCUUUGCUCAAGAUUGGGAGGGUGAUGUCACUGUCGUUAUGCCAGCAACACUUGCUCAGUACUCGAAAAUCAUACAAAAUCCAACACAUGUGGAGCUACAGAAGGCAGUCAACCAAGGGAGAAGGGGUACAUGGGAGAAGCUUUCGGCCAUAAAAGCCAACUGCGGCAUUGAGCUUGCACUUGAUGAAUGCGUCGCUAUUCUCAACCACAUGCGCCGGCUCAAACGGAGCGCCCAGAGAGCUGCUGCUGCUUCUCAUGGUCUCCCCACCAACGCAGCUGGCAACAACACCGCAGUCAAGUUCAGCGCCUCAAGAAGGAUCCCCUCGUGGAACUGCAUUGCUCGUGAAAAUUCCACAGGGUCACUCGAGGACUUCCUGACAGAUGUUGCUGCCUCCUCGUCCCAACAAUCUGCCAGCGGAGGAAGAAAGCAUUGGGAAGGAAGCGACAGUGAAUCUGAGAGCAAUAACGACGUGCAUUCCUGGACAAGAUCCGGUGGGCCACUGAUGAGAACUUAUUCUGCGAACUUGUUCGUGGAUUUCGUCCAGAAUCUCGACGCUGAUUCUGAGAUGGGCCGAGGAUUGAUGGCGGGGUACCCCUACUCCCCAGGAGCUCAGGUCGGAAUGAGGGAGCCUUACAGUAACCAUACCUCCCCCAACUCCCCAGGGGCACAGGUUGGAAUGAGAGAUCCUUACAAUAACCUGACUUCCCCCAGGGACACAUCGUCAACUAGUGGUUUGAGCUUAACUGUAACUGAAGGUGACCUCUUACAGCCCGAAAGGAUCCAUAAUGGUUUCGUGUUGAAUGUGGUCAAGAAAGAAGACUUGGAGACGCUGUGUCAAAGGCCUCAUCGUUUGGAAACCUUUGGCACUGACAUUCCUGAGACUGUUAUGCUCGACUGUCCAGAGAAAGAUACGGAUGCCAGCUCAGCAUCAGACUAUGCUUCUGAUAAUGAUGACAAUGGUAUUAGUCCAGCAGACGAUGAAGCUUCACCACCAACUGCCGAUGUUGAUGAAUCUAGUGUCCCUGCACGCAGCAUAGAUUUGGAUGAUGCCUAG
Molecule: messenger RNA, 2559 nt
Organism: Linum trigynum
Lineage: Eukaryota; Viridiplantae; Streptophyta; Magnoliopsida; Malpighiales; Linaceae
Source: the annotation of a GenBank genome assembly